GAGAGAAAUAAAAGAGAGAAAUCAACAGGCAAGGGAGAGACGGAGAGGGAGAAAGAGACACCUGCAGCCCUGCUCCACAGCUUGUGAAGCUCGUUCCCUGCAGGCGGAUGGGAUGGGGGGAUUGAAGCCAGGUCCUUGUGCAUUGCAGCAGGCGUCCUCCAAGGCUGCGCCACCACCCAGCCCCUCAACUGCGGCUCCUUUCAGCCUCUGUGGCCACUCCUGCUCCUCCCGCUCACGGCCAGAGUACAGGAGGCCGGCUGCAGCUCUGCUCUUUCUCAAGCGCCAGCAGGGGACAGUCUCUGGUGUGUGGGGCCAGGGACGCCCCUUCCAUGUUGAGCCACAGCAGGCCUCCCUCAGAUCCCACUGGCUCCUGUCCCUGACCCAGCCUGGGCGCUUCACCCUGGGUGUUCAGUGGGUGGGUCAGAGUGCGCCCCUUGCUCUGGGAACCCUGUUGUGCUGCCCCUGCCCAUGUAUCUGCCCAGCCCUCCACUGUGAGCAGGGUCACCCUGUUUUGGGACCCCUGCCCCUGCCCAUUCUGGUCUGACCUGCAUCUCCCUGUCUGUCCCCCACCCAAGGGCUGGCUGAGUUCCUCCUGGUCCCCCACCUCCCCAGUGACCAUUCCAGCCCCCCUGCAGAUGUCUGACUCCAGGAGAGCAUGUGGCCUCGCUCAGUAGCUGCUCAGAUGCAGUGGGGUGACUGUUCCAGUCCAGGGGAGAAGAUGGUGGGUCUAGGGGCUGGGAGAAGCCAGACCUGGAUGUGACAGAACAGGUAGGUUCCAGGCCUCUCUGCCUACACUGGACACUGCUCUCUGCAGAUCUCGGAGAGCCAGGUCACAGUGCCAGGCGUGUGAGGUGUGAGCACAGUCAGGUCCGUGGCACCAGGAGUAGAGGCGGCCCUGCCCUGCAUGACUCUCACUGUGUCUCCAUGGAUAAUGCGUGAAUGGUGAGAGAGAGCGGCACAGAGCACUGCUUGGCUCUGGCAGGGGCGGUGGUGGAGAACCUGGAGUGGCCACUGACCACUGCCCACCCCCAGGUCCACCCACCGGAGCCCGGACGCUGGGGGCCAUGUCUAACCUUUCGCAGGUGGUGGAGUUCGAGCUGUGCGGCUUCCAGGUGGGCCCGAGGCUGAGGGGCCUGCUCCUCCCGCUCUUCCUGGUGUUCUACGCCCUGGCUCUGGGUGGCAACACCCUCAUAGUCACAGCCAUCGCCCUCAGCUCAGCUCUGCACACGCCCAUGUACUUCUUCCUGGUCAACCUGUCAGUGCUGGACGUGGCCUGCGCCAGCGCCGUGGUGCCCAAGCUGCUGGCCGUGCUGGCGGGAGGGCCGGCCGGCAUCUCCUAUGGGGGCUGCAUGGCACAGAUGUUCUUCCUGUCCUGGACGGUGGCCAGUGAGGUGCUGCUCUUCACCGCCAUGGCCCUGGACCGCUACAUGGCCAUCUGCCACCCGUUGCGCUAUGGCACCCUGAUGCGGCCGGCUGUGUGUGGGGCACUGGCCACGGGCGUGUGGGCACUGGGUGGGCUGGGCUCGGGGAUCAACACAGGGCUCAUGCUGCGCCUGGCCUUCUGCGGCCCGCGCCCGCACCGGGUGCAGCACUUCUUCUGCGAGAUCCCCCCGCUGCUGCAGCUGGCCUGCUCCUCCACGCGCCUCAACGACAUCAUGGCCGUGGUGGCCGACUUCUUCUUUGCGGUGCUGAACUUCCUGCUGACCGUGGCGUCCUACGGCUGCGUCAUCGCUGCCAUCCUGCGGAUGCGCUCGGCCGAGGGCCAGCGCCGUGCCUUCUCUACCUGCUCUUCACACCUGCUGGUGGUCAGCCUGUACUACUCCACCGUCAUCUACACCUACCUGAGUCCCGGUUCCCGAUAUGCCCCUGGGCCUGGCAGGGUGCUGGCUGUGCUCUACUCGGUGGUGAACCCGGCCCUGAAUCCCCUCAUCUACUCCCUGAGGAACAAGGACGUCAAGGCUGCCCUCCGGCGGGUCUGUGCUCUCCUAGCUCAGAAGCUAUAGUGGAGGGUUUGCUGGAGGCACCAGGGUCACCCUGUCCUGGGCUCCAGUGCCCAGAAGCACCCAGCCUCACCUGGACAGGCCUCCUGCACAAGGCCAGACAGCUCGUGCGGGGCACCCAGAGGUGGGCUUGAACUGCCAGCAGCAUGACGUGUGGGAAUGCAGCACAGAGACAGCUGCUCCUGUCUGUAGCCCUGACCUCGGGCUUGAGCCCAUUACAUGGGCUUUGUGUGGGCCACUUUCCCAAGGCCUCUGCCAGUUUCUGCCUGGGGUGGAGUGGGGACGGGGGUCCAGGUGCUCAGACACAGGGACUGAGGUAAACAGAACCCAGGAGAAACAAGCUGCAGUGGCCCUGUGGGGCAGGCUUGUGGGUGAGGUCAGAGCAAGGCUGGGCCCCUGGGCCCAGAGGUUCCAAGGGCUUCGUGCCCAGAGGGGACCAUGUGCCGCGUGUCUGCAAGUGUCAGCGGUGAACGACUCAGCUCCUGGGACAGGACACAGCUCUGUGCCACCUUGCAGGGUUUCCCCACAGCCUGGGCACUGCCUUGUCUGCACCAGCUACUCAGGGUGCAGAGGACCUCGCUGGGACGGAGACUGGCUUGGCUCUUCAGGGAGCACUGCGGGGAGGAGGCUUACAAGGCCCAGCUUAGCCUGAGCAGAUAGGCCACCUUGGCCAGAGGAAGCUCUCUGCCUCUCACCUUUUCAGCAGCUUCUUUUAGAAAAGGAAUCUGUCGGGUCCAUGGCAGAAGCUGGAUGUCUGUGUGUCUGUGUGAGUGUAUUUUGGAGUGUGCACACUGUGUGGACAUGCUCACAUGCGUGUGUCUGUGUGCAUCUCUGUGGCCAUGCACGUGUCUGUGCACCCCCAUGUCCACGUGUCUGCCUCUGCACCUGUGUGUCGCAUACCUGGGCUUUUUGAAUGAACUCUCUUUAGAGCCUCAUCUGCAGGAUUCAGCAAGGUUCUGGCUCAAACUGCCUGUCAGAGCUGCUGAAGCUGCUCAGAGGUCUGGAUCUGACCUGUUCCUGAAGGUGCGCCUUCAGCUCCUGGGUGUUCCAGGAGAAACCCCACCCCCACCCCCACCAUAGAGAAGGCUGACCUGGGGAGGAUGUGAGAAAUGGGAGUUCUCAGUCACUCACCCUCAAGAUAAGGAAGAUGGAGUACUCUGGAGAUAAGAGGCCAGGCGGUGGUGAACCAGGUUAAAUGCACACAUUACAGUGUGCAAAGACCUGGGUUCAAGCCCCUGGUCCCCACCUGCUGGGGGAAAACUUCAUGAGUGGUAAAGCAGGGCUACAGGCGUCUCUCUUUCUCUCUCCCUCUCAAUUUCUCUCUGUCUCUAUCUAAUAAUAAAUAGAAACAAACAUA
This is a messenger RNA of Erinaceus europaeus (western European hedgehog), 3357 nucleotides long. RefSeq names its product olfactory receptor 13A1-like. The record is from RefSeq and is a predicted model, not a curated record. Gene Ontology annotation, biological process: G protein-coupled receptor signaling pathway. Gene Ontology annotation, molecular function: olfactory receptor activity; G protein-coupled receptor activity. Lineage: Eukaryota; Metazoa; Chordata; Mammalia; Eulipotyphla; Erinaceidae. Gene Ontology annotation, cellular component: membrane. The coding region runs from base 1065 to 2003 and encodes 312 amino acids. The transcript has a single exon.